AUGUUUUUUGUUUUAUAUUUGAAGUUGCUGUGGGAUUUUAAAAGAAAAUUCUCUACGGAUGAAAAGUUUGAAGAGACAGUGAAAACUAGAUUUUGUGCAGAGGACUUGAAAAAGUUUCCAGACUGUCAGAAACCAGGAGCAAUUGUUGCAUGUUUGAUGGAAAACAGGCAGAAUCUCACAGUUCAAACAUGUAAACAUAUGAUGACUAAAAUGCAGGCCAUUUUCUUUAGCGAUUUCCGUUUGAUUUCAAACUUUUUGGCGGAUUGUUCCCCAGACGUGAACAAAUACAAAUGUGGCAGGAUUCCAUCAGAGCAGGAGGAUGAUGAUAUCCACUCUCAAAAUGAUGUGUUAGAAUGUCUCGAAGAACACCAAGAUGACUUAUCACAAGCAUGUCAGAAGCAGAUAUAUCGCCUUGCUGAAUUGUCUUCAGAUGACUACCAUCUUGAUCGUCCCUUGUAUUUUGCCUGUAAAGAUGACAGGGAGAGGUUCUGUGCCGAGAUCCCAUCAGGGGAGGGGAAAGUGUACAAAUGCUUGAAGAAACACAAGUUGGAAGAACAAAUGAGUGAUGAGUGUAAAGACAAGUUGACAGAGAGACAAAAAUUGGAAGCUAAGGAUCCCAAGGCCAACUAUCCUUUGAUGAAGAAUUGCCUGAAGUAUUAUAAAGAAUUUAAGGAAAAAUAUGAAUGCGAAAGAGGAAACACAAAACAUGGAGCCAUGGCAAACAUUCUGAUAUGUUUGGAGAAAGCUAUACAAAAUGAUGAAAAAGUGGGUGGUAAAUGCCAGGCAGAAUUGUUUGAUCUGCGGCAGCAGUUGAUGACAGAUUACUCUCUCAGUCCUGAGAUUGUUGCCAAGUGUGACCUGGAAAUCAGAGACCAUUGUCAAAAAGAAGCAACAGUGAAGGAAGGGAAGACAAUUGAUUGCUUAAUGGCCUUAGCAGAGGAGCAUGAGGGAGAUGAAAGUAAAAUCAGAACACAGUGCUUUGCAGCAGUUGAGGAACUUUUAGAAGAAACUGGUGCAGGAAGUGAUUACCGUAUUGAUCAUACCUUGUACCAAGCAUGUGAUCCUGUUGUGCAGACUGUGUGUAAAGAUAAAGGCAAAAAGGAGGGUGAUGUAAUGGUUUUGUCCUGUCUGAUGGAAAAUCUACACACAGACAACAUGAUACCAGAAUGUGAGGAACAGCUGCUUCACCUGGAAUUUUUCAUUGCAAGAGACUUUAAGCUUGAUCCUGUGAUGCAGAAAGCUUGUCAGGAGGAUGCCCAGAAAAUUUGUGCUGCUGAAUCCCUGGAGGACCAAGACUCACAUCCAGUCAGCCUGAUUUUAUCAUGUCUUUAUCGACAUAUUGUGCUGGAUACAGACUCGAAGGUCUCUCCCAAAUGUGCUGCACAUGUAGAACGAGCCAUGCACCAAAGAGCUGUGGAUGUAAAUUUGAUGCCUGAAAUACAAACUAAAUGUGUAGUGGAUCUUGGAAAAUAUUGCAGUGAUCAAGUUGAAAAAGGAGAGGAGAUACAAUGUUUGCAGGAGAGAUUUUACAACCUCACCACUACCUGUAAGGAAGCCAUCAGUCAGUUUACUGAGGAGGAAGGAGAGGACUACAAGCUGGACAGGGUACUUGUGCGUGCUUGCUCUGGAAUGGUGACAAAGUUUUGCGAGGAUAUUGUCACUCAGGGGAAUACAGAAGGGGUCCUACCGUGUUUAGUUGAACACAAAAAUGAUCAAGGAAUGGAUGAGAAAUGUCAUACAGCCAUCAGCCACUGGCAGCUGGUUGAAAUGAAAGAUUUUCAUUUUUCUCAUGAAUUUAAAAAAGCUUGCAAAGAUGAUGCAAAGGAGCACUGCAAAGAUUCAAAGAGCAAGCAUGACCUUGUUGUUUGUUUGAGUAAAAAGAUCCGAGAUGCUGUUGUCAAUGAAGAAGAACAUGUUAUUUCUGAUACAUGUCGUCAACACUUGAGGAUAGAGAAGGAGACUGAGUCUGAAAAUGUCCAGUUUGAUCCUGUGAUGAUGGUGAAAUGCAUGGCAGAUAUUGCAAAGUUAUGUAACAAAAUUACAUUUGGUCAAGCAAAGGUGUUGGAGUGCCUUAAAGACCACCGAGAAGAAUUAUCUGGCCAGUGUAAAGAGACGCUCUUUCAGCGCGAGGAGGAAGAGUUCGAAGACCCCGAUCUGGACUACAAACUGAGAAAAACGUGUCGAAAGAUGAUCAAAGUAUUUUGUGAUGACGUUCAACCAUCCGAGGUAUUUUCUUGCCUCAAAAAGCACAAAAGUGAUCCAGAAAUGGAGCGCAGCUGUCAGGAUGUGAUCACCAAAAGACAGAUAAGGCAAUCGAAAGAUGUCAGGCUCGAUCCACAGCUUGGAAAAUUUUGCAAGCUAGACAUCGGGAAAUUUUGCAAGGAAAUUCCCCGGGGUGAAGGGAAAAUUGUGGAAUGCCUGAAGAAAAAAUAUGAGCUUUUGUCUGACGAGUGCAUGGAGUAUAUGACCAGGCUGAUGCGUGAGGCGGCACGUGACUUCAGAUUGGAUGCAAAGCUUUCCAAAGAGUGCGCUGUUGAUAUUAAGAAGUUUUGCGGUGGCAUUCCACCGUCUAGCGUGGAAAAUUGCCUCAAAGAACAUUUAGGAUCAGUUGAAAAAAAGGAAUGUCGAGUGGAAAUAGUCCGGCAAAUGAGAGAAGGCCGCACAGAUAUACAAUCUGACCCUGUCCUUUACAAGGCAUGCGCAGUGGAUGUCAAACGUCACUGUUCACACAUACCAUUUGGACGAGGAAAAGUAAUGAAGUGUCUCUUGGAGGCUCACGACUCGAACCGAGCACGUUUUGACAAGGAAUGCCUGACAUAUUUGACAAGCAGAAUGAAGAUGUGGGAAGUGGCUGCUAGGGUUGCCCCACCUGAAACCAUCGGUGAUCUUGCUGUUGCUAUCUCCGCUUCGCCUUCCAAGAACUACUUCUUCGUCAUUUUCGCUACAUGCUUAGCUCUUAUUUUUGUUGGCGGACUUGUGUUUGGUCGUCUUUCCAAGAGAAUCAAAAGGGAGGUGAAGGACCGAUGAAUGAGGGACCACAUGAACAUAGUACGAACAAACGCCAUGCCACUCUAAUAAGAGAAUUGUUUUUCCGACGAAGGACUCACUGGACAUUGGAUUCCUGUACAAAAUAGUAGCAUCCAAUCCACUUAAAAUAGUUAGGUCAUUGGUGGAAUCUACAAACCAAACCUGGGUCAAAAUGAUUAAUUGAACUAUUUUAUCCAUUCAUUUUUUCGCGCGAAAAUCCUUUCACCGCCGCGGCCAUUUUAUAUGGGAAAGAACCUCUGUUUGCACACCUCUCACUGUUUAGGAUAAAAUGUGUUCAUUUGAUACAUUUGGUUUAUUUUGUACAGUAUCUUCAAUAUAUCAGCGAUUAAAUUUUCAUUUUUCAGUAAAAGUUCAAGAAGGAAGCACAAAUUUUCGUAGUUUAACCAAGGUGCAAUUUCAAGCGGUGAUGUUGACAGGGAGUGCAGCUGUUCGUCGAUUGAAAGCUUACUAAAUUAAUAAUGUAUUUUUUUGUUGGUUUACAAGGACUCGUUCCUAACGGGAAAAUUAUCAGUAAUGUGUAAUGCAGAAGUACAUUUCAGUUAAGGACUCCUCUCUCAGUACAAAGGGGCCCUAUGUUUGUGUUGUGCUGUGUGUAUUGGCGAACCUUCAGUAGGAGAUAGUGUUACCGUAUUGAAAGUAAAGGGUUUGCCAAAGUCUUUAAGAAUUGGAUCCAUGGACAGUUUCCUGCUGUAGGUGGGCUGAUACAAGUCCACUAGAAGUAACCCUUUAAAAUUUUCUUACUGUUGUUCUUUCAUAUCUGUCCCGGUGUUUAGUGUAGUCCUUAAAAUAACUUGCUAUUACUUAACUUUGUGAUGAACGUUACAAAACAUAAGAAUAAAUUAGUCACUGAAUGAAAGCUGGGAAGUAAAGGUGUUUUGGAAGGGUCUAAGGUUUGUUUUAAACUACAGUGGAAGUAUUACUGUUGAUCUUUUGUUGCUCUCACAGUCUUUCAAACAGAAGUUAAAUAAACCUGGGAGGAGACAUAAUUUGAUGUGUUUGGCGAAUACAUAAAUUCUGAAUAUUCAUAUGUACGUUAAGUGAAAGGGAAAUAACCACAAAGGUUGAGAUACAGAUAAGCGAGUUCUGCCCUAAGAUCGUUUAAUCUGUUGUCUCGGACAGUCACUUAUCGCCUCUGCCUUGAGAUAGUUUAUCGUCGUGUUCAUGUAAGUAGUACUAUAAAAUGUUUCUUGAAACUGGACAUAGGAAAAAAAUUGUAUGUUUACAAGUGAUUAAAAUUGUUUUUCAAAGCCAAUACAGAAAAUUGAAAACUUUUCCAAUAGCUUCAUUAAAAGAUUUCAUCAUCACUGGAGACCACUGAGUUAACAAGCGUGUCAACCCUGGUGUGUUGGGUGGCAUUUGUUCCGCUCUUAGAGUGCUUUCAGAAGGGUCUUCUGUGAACAACAUUCUGUGCCAUACAGUUAUAGUGUGUGAUAAAUAAAACUAUUCGUGUAGUGGAA
This is a messenger RNA of Stylophora pistillata, 4505 nucleotides long. Its product is annotated as Golgi apparatus protein 1. The record is from RefSeq and is a predicted model, not a curated record. Gene Ontology annotation, cellular component: Golgi membrane. NCBI's taxonomy places the organism in Eukaryota, Metazoa, Cnidaria, Anthozoa, Scleractinia, Pocilloporidae.